UGCUUCAGGAUGACAACAUCACAAGCCUCUCUUUUCUCUCGCUUUCAAAAUUAACCAAGAGAGCGUACAUUCCAAAAGGAAAGACAGAGGAAAGAUAAGGAAAAGUUUGCAUCAUAUCUUUCUCUCCCUUCCUCCUUUUCCCCAGUACUCAUUUUUAACUUUAACUCAUCAGCUACCCUACUUGCCAUCAUCAGUUAGCUCUGAUUUUGAAAGACAAGAAAUUAGAAUGCAUAUUACAGAAAUAUUUUCCCCUCCGAAGAAAGAAGAUGAGUCAGACGAGGGCUUUCGCUUUGACAAGUCUCUCCAGGAACUCAGAGAUUUGCGGUCUCAGCUCCAUUUCGCUGCAGAUUACUGUGAAACAACAUUCUUGAACUCUGAAGAGAAGAAAGUUGUGGUAGAAAACACAAAAGAGUACAUAUGCAAGGCUGUUGUUACUUUUGUUGAUCAUCUGGGGAACGUCUCUGCUAACCUAAAUAACUGCAUUUCCAAGACUAAUGAAUUUUCUGAGGCUGAGCUCCGCAUCAAUUGCCUAAAACAAAGACUUCUCUCAUGCGAGCAAUUUGCUCACAAGCUUGCUCUAACAAGAGUCAAGUGGAAUCCAAAUUUGCCAAAUCAUCACCGGCGUUAUUUAUCUGCACCAAUGUCAACUGUUGGGAGAUCGAAUGAAGACUCAAGGGUUUCCAUUGCUCCAAGGCCAGCAAAACUCAAAGACAAGCAUGAACUUGACACUGAAGGCGUGCCACUUUUCUUCUUCACUUGUACAGACAAGCCUUCAUUAUCUAAGAGUCCAAUAUUGAGAUCUAAUUUCGACGAAUCUGACUACAAUUCAGCAUUAGUGCCUGUUCGUGAUGGCCUCUCGAUACCAUCAAAGGGUUCAAAUCCUACUUUCCAUUUCCAGCAAGGAAAUAAAAAACAUGGACGGAAAGGCUCCUACAGAAAACCAUUGCAGAGUGCUGAUAUCUUAUCUUUCAUUCGACGUGCAAGAAGAUCAGCAGCAUGAGAAAAACUUGAAAGGGGAAUCCAUAUGUUCCUGUUGCUACUGCUUUUAUUUGUUUAAGCUAAUCUUUUGUAGUGGUACUCAUGGUUUGUUUUACGUAGAGAUAUGCUGAAUAUUCCUCAAUAGGGGCACUGGAGAUUUCUUGUAAUAACUUUCAAGGUUCCAUAGAUGAGGCAGAAAUGUCUUGAUUAAAUGUUCAUAUCUAUAUAAUUGUGUGAAGAAUUAAUGCAUGUAUGGUAGCAAAGACAGUGAGCAAAGUUGGGUUAAUUUCUGAUCGGAGAAAAUAAUCGGUACUUGGAAAAUCACAGCAUUGUAAAUCUAGAUACCAUUUAUGAUUAA
Molecule: messenger RNA, 1336 nt
Organism: Theobroma cacao (cacao)
Lineage: Eukaryota; Viridiplantae; Streptophyta; Magnoliopsida; Malvales; Malvaceae
Product: putative protein ABIL5
Source: RefSeq, a predicted model, not a curated record